AGCUGAAACCUGUACGUUGCUGGAAGGUUUUCUCCGGCUGCCUGAAAAGGAAGGAGCCUCAAUGGGGCUAUUGCAAUUUCUUCCUACGUUGUCGUGGCAGGGUCUGGUGCCAAGGUUUGUGUUUUGAUACCUUGAUGUGAAAUAUCAACAAGAAUUCUGGUCUUUGUUCCUGCAACAAAAACUUAGAGAAGAAUUAUCAGAGAGAAUGGCUAUGUCUCCAGUGAAUGUACCCCAGGUUCUGACAUUCAGGGAUGUGGCUGUGAACUUUUCCCAGGAGGAAUGGGAAUGUCUAGAGUCUGCUUCAAAGGCCUUGUACUUUGAUGUGAUGUUGGAGAAUUACAGCAAUCUAGUUUUUGUUGAGAAAUAUCAUAUAUGUGGGAAAUAUAUGAAUGUCUUGGAUCAAGGAUCAAAGCACAUUGUCUAUCACCCUGUGAAUAUCCAAGAGAAGUCUUAUGAAAAUAGUGAUAUUGGAAUAUUGGGCCACAAAUUCACCCAUUGUUCACCUUAUAGCACAAGUGAUCUUACAGAGAACUGCAAAAAGUAUGGAUGUGAUAACCACGGGGAUACCUCUAUUGAAUCAACAAACCUAAAGAAUCAUAAAAGUAGAAACACUGGAGAAGACCCUUGCAAAUAUAAAGACUGUGGGAAAUGGUUACAUUUGUGUUCCAUCAUUAGUCAAAGAAUUCACACUGGAAAGGAACUACACAUAAAUAUAGACUAUGAUAAGUCAUUUGACCCCAAACAUACACUCAUGCUGAAACAGAUCUCUAGUAUAGAGAAAAUACACCAAUGUAGGAAAUGUGGAAAGUGCUUGACGGCCUACUUGAGUCUUGGUAGACAACAGCGAACUCAUUCUGGAGAGAAACCCUACAAAAGUAAAGAAUGUGGGAUGUGCUUUUAUCUCUUUUAUCAGGUUAAAAACCAGUAUAAAACCCACAAUGGAGAAGGACCUUACAAAUAUAGUGAAUGUGAAAAAUGUUUCAUCCAGAAAGACCAUCUUAGCACACAUCCUAAAAUUCAUACAGAAGAGAAACCUUUCAAAUCUAGUGAUUGUGAGAAAUCCUUUACAUAUGUCUCCACACUUAGACAACAUCAGAGAAUUCAUACAGAAGAUAAACCUUACAAAUGUAGUGAAUGUGAGAAAUCCUUUGCAUAUAUCUCAAGUCUUAGAAAACAUCAGAAAAUUCAUACAGGAGAGAAACCUUACAGAUGUAAUGAAUGUAAGAAAUCAUUUACACAGGCUUCACAUCUUAGAAGACAUCAGAUUAUUCAUACAGGUCAGAAACCUUACAAAUGUAGUGAAUGUGAGAAAUCCUUUGCAUAUAUCUCAAGUCUUAGAAAACAUCAAAGAAUUCAUACAGGAGAGAAACCUUUCAGAUGUAGUGAAUGUGACAAAUCCUUUACACAGGAUUCACAUCUUAGACGACAUCAGAGAAUUCAUACAGGACAGAAACCUUACAAAUGUAGUGAAUGUGAGAAAUCCUUUACACAGGUUUCAAGUCUUCGGAAACAUCAGAACAUUCAUACAUGAGGAAAAUUAUAAAUGUAGUGAAUGAGAGAAAUCCUUUACACAUGCCUCUCAUCUUAGAGUACCUCAAAGAAUUCAUUCAGAAGAGAAACUUUACAAAUGCAAUGAUUGUGAUAAAUCCUUUACAUAUGCCUCAGAGUACAUCAGAGUGAAAUCUUACAAAUGUAGUGAAUGUGAAAAAUCCAUUACAUGCAGUUCAAAUUGUAGAAAACAUUUGACUAGUCAUACAGGAUAGAAAAUUUUGAGUGUACUGAAUGUGGCAAAGUAUUGAUCUUCCUCUUUUAAGAAUACAUGAGAAAAGUCAUACUGGAGAAAAAAGUUUCCAUAGUCAGUAAUGUAACAUAUGCUUUAUCAAAAGCUCUGUCCUUAGGGAUCACUGCACCACCAUACAUGGUCAACAUUAUGAGCAUGAGAAAUUUGUGCAAGCCUUUAAAUAAUGUGCAAACCUUACAAAAGAGAGUUUAUACUGAGCAAAAAUUCUGAAAAUGUGACAAUGUAGGAAAUUUUUCAAUAAAGCAUUUUACUUUUUCAACCUCAAAAAUAGCAUAAGAAUGAAAAAUCAAGAUGCUUGUAGACUGCUAUGGUAUGGCAAGGGACACACUAAGGUCACAAGAAACAAGAACAGUUCUUACUAGCUGAUGUGCCUUUCUUGCAAAAGAUGGAUUGGUGAUCAAAGGCAAUGAUUAAUUUUUUUUGUACCCAAUUUGCCCUCAGCUUUUUGACAUGAUUUAAUAAAAUCUGCUGAUGAGUGGGUAUGCACUCUGAACAUUAAAAA
Molecule: messenger RNA, 2303 nt
Organism: Peromyscus eremicus (cactus mouse)
Lineage: Eukaryota; Metazoa; Chordata; Mammalia; Rodentia; Cricetidae
Product: zinc finger protein 501-like
Exons: 4
Coding region: 206-1531 (441 amino acids)
Biological process (GO): regulation of immune system process; negative regulation of transcription by RNA polymerase II; regulation of cytokine production
Source: RefSeq, a predicted model, not a curated record